GCGGCUGCCGCCAGCGACUGCGCCGAGCCUGGGAGUCGCCGCGCUCCGCAACAGCCCUGUGCGGUCGCCCGUGUUGCAGACCGGCCCCUCCGAGAUGGGGAGCCGCCGGGGCCUGCGCCAGUCGCGGGCCGGCCUCUCCCUGCUUCUGGCCGCCCUGCAGCUUCUGCCCGCGACGCAGGCCGGAGACCUCGUGGAUGUCCUCAAGGUCCUGGGUGUGCGUGGGGGCCAGGCGGGGGUCCCUGAGGGGCCUGGCUUGUGCCCCCAGCGGGCUCCCGAGGGUGACCGGGCAUUCAGAUUGGGAAAGAUCAGCUUGCCUAGUGUCCCCACACAGGAGCUUUUUCCAGAUGGACGCUUUCCUGUCAACUUCUCGGUGAUGGCCACUCUUCGGGCCCAGCCAGCCAACCAGUCUGUCCUUCUGUCCAUCUACGAUGAGAGGGGUGCCCGGCAGCUGGGGCUGGCACUGGGGGCGGCCCCAGGUCUCCUGGGUGACACCUUCAGUCCCCAUCCCCAACCACCCAACCUUGCGGAUGGCACGUGGCAUCGCCUGGCGGUCAGUGUGGAUGGUGACAAGGUGACACUGGUGGCUGACUGUGAGCCUCAGCCUUCUGUGUCCAGCCAGGGACCUCGAUCCAUCAGCACCGCCGGCCUCACCAUCCUGGGGACACAGGACACUGAAGAGGAGACUUUUGAGGGAGACAUCCAGGAGCUACUGAUAAGCCCAGACCCCAGGGCUGCUUUCCAGGCCUGUGACCAGUACCUGCCUGGCUGUGACAAACCGGACCCCACAACCUCAGGGCGUCCCCAGGCUGACCCAGAGAGUCCUUCUCCUCGACGCAAGGGCAAGGGGAAAGGAAAAGGAAAGAAAAAGGGGCAGGGUCGCAAGGGGAAGGGCAGGAAGAACAAGAACAAGGGAAACCUGGCCCCCAGCCCCUCUCCUGCGUCCCUGUCCCCGGAGAGCCAGGCCACCACUGACGCCCCCCAGCCCGAGUCACCGGUUCCAAACCCGCCUGAGCCCCCCACGCCUGUAGCCCUCCCUUCCACGGUGACCUCGGCUGUGACCCUGGGCCACCACAGCGCCAUCCUGGAGGGGGAACCGGAGCCUCAAGGUGGAACCCAGCUCAGUCUUCCUGAUGCAGAGGCAGCCGGAGAGGAGGAAGAAGGAGGGGGCUCCACUCUCGACCCCAAAUUCCGGGCAGCAGAAAAGCCUUUUCAGACUGAGUUCCACAUCUUCCCUGGCGCUGGAGAGAAGGGGGAGAAGGGAGCGAAGGGCGAACCCGCAGUUGUUGAGCAGGGUCAGACAUUUGAGGGACCUCCAGGAGCCCGGGGACCCCAUGGGGUGGCUGGUCCCACAGGCCCCCCUGGGCCCCCAGGAUUCCCCGGGGACCGUGGUCCUCCGGGCCCUGCUGGCCACCCAGGAACCCCUGGCAUGGACGGAGUCCGGGGUCUCCCAGGCACGGUGGUGCUGAUGCCGUUCCGUUUUGCAGGCAGCUCCCAGAAGGGCCCCCCAGUGUCGUUCCAGCAGGCCCAGGCCCAGGCCGUGCUGCAGCAGACCCAGCUUUCCAUGAAAGGCCCCCCUGGCCCGGUGGGGCUCACUGGCCGCCCAGGGCCUGAGGGUCUCCCUGGAUACCCCGGUCUGAAAGGAGAAGCAGGGGAAAUGGGGCCACAGGGUCCACGAGGGCUGCAAGGACCUCCUGGGCCCCCUGGCAGGGAGGGCAAGAGGGGCCGCUCUGGAGCAGAUGGUGCGCGGGGGCUGCCGGGAGACACAGGACCCAAGGGCGACCGGGGCUUCGACGGCCUCCCAGGACUGCCUGGAGACAAGGGGCAGAGGGGCGACUUCGGCCGUGUGGGGCAACCAGGCCCCCCGGGAGAGGAUGGUGACAAAGGAGCAGAGGGACCCCCAGGGCCCACUGGCCAGGCUGGGGAGCCGGGUCCCCGAGGUGUAAUCGGCCCCCGAGGCUCCCCUGGCCCCCUGGGACGCCCGGGCAUCACCGGAAGUGACGGAGCUCCUGGCGCCAAAGGCAAUGUGGGUCCGCCUGGAGAGCCAGGGCCGCCCGGACAGCAGGGAAAUCACGGGGCCCAGGGGAUCCCCGGUCCCCAAGGACCCAUCGGCACCCCAGGGGAGAAGGGCCCUCCUGGAAACCCAGGUAUUCCAGGUCCCCCAGGAGCUGAUGGCCCUGUGGGUCACCCAGGCCAUGAGGGUCCCACAGGCGAGAAAGGGGCCCAGGGGCCACCAGGCUCGGCAGGGCCUCCAGGCUACCCUGGACCCCGGGGUGUGAAGGGUACCUCAGGCCAUCGAGGCCUCCAAGGAGAAAAAGGAGAGAGGGGAGAGGACGGCUUCCUUGGCUUCAAGGGUGAUGUGGGCCCAAAAGGCGACUGGGGACAGCCGGGGCCUCCCGGUCUCCGUGGAGAGGACGGUCCUGAGGGGCUGAAGGGGCCGGAGGGGCUGGCGGGAGAGGAGGGGUCUCCGGGCGCCGCUGGCGAGAAGGGCAAUCUUGGCGUGCCCGGUCUCCCAGGAUAUCCAGGACGCCCAGGACCCAAGGGAUCCACUGGGUUUCCUGGGCCCUUGGGGCCACUGGGAGAGAAAGGAAAGCGGGGGAAGGCGGGCCAGCAGGGGCAGGAAGGAGAGCGAGGACAGCCGGGCUCCCGUGGAGAGAGGGGGCAGCCGGGGGCCACAGGACAACCGGGCCCCAAGGGUGAUGUGGGCCAGGACGGGUCUGCAGGAAUCCCUGGAGAAAAGGGCCUCCCCGGAUUGCAAGGCCCCCCGGGAUUCCCUGGGCCGAAGGGCCCCCCUGGUCCUCAGGGCAAAGAGGGGGUACCAGGGCACCCUGGGCAGAGAGGAGAAUUGGGCUUCCAAGGUCAGACGGGCCCACCUGGACCAGCAGGUGUCUUGGGUCCUCAGGGCAAGAUAGGAGACGCAGGUGCCCUGGGUGAGAGAGGGCAUCCCGGCCCUCCCGGGCCUCCUGGUGAACAUGGGCUGCCGGGCCCGGAAGGUGGAGAGGGGGCCAAGGGGGAGCCAGGACCCUUAGGACCUGCUGGGAAGGAGGGGCCACCAGGACUGAGGGGCUUCCCCGGCCCCAAAGGUGCCCCUGGGGACCCUGGACCCUCUGGAUUGAAGGGUGACAAAGGUCGCCCUGGUCCUGUCGGGGCCAUCGGCUCCCCUGGUGAGCGGGGUCCCCUGGGCCCAUCAGGUGGCAUUGGGCUCCCUGGCCAAAGUGGCAGCCAAGGACCCGUGGGUCCUGCAGGCGAGAAGGGGUCCCCGGGAGAACGCGGUGUGCCGGGCCCCACCGGAAAAGAUGGGAUCCCAGGUCCCUUGGGGCUUCAGGGCCCCCCUGGAGCUGCAGGCCCUGCGGGAGAGGAGGGGGACAAGGGGGAGGUGGGUGACCCCGGUCACAAGGGCAGCAAAGGCGACAAGGGAGAUGCGGGCCCACCUGGACCCACCGGCAUAAGGGGUCCCGUGGGACACCCAGGACCUCCAGGAGCUGAUGGAGCUCAGGGACGCCGGGGACCCCCAGGCCUCUUUGGACAGAAAGGAGACGAUGGAAUCCGAGGCUUCACGGGGGUGAACGGCCCCCCAGGCCCUCAAGGGCUUCCAGGCCCUCCAGGAGAGAAGGGGGAGGUUGGAGACGUGGGGUCCAUGGGUCCCCAUGGAGCCCCAGGUCCUCGAGGUCCCCAUGGCCCCAGUGGAUCAGAGGGCCCAGCAGGGCUUCCUGGGGGCAUUGGUCAGCCAGGCGCCGUGGGUGAGAAGGGAGAGCCAGGAGACACUGGGGACCCAGGACCUCCAGGACCUCCAGGAACUCAGGGCCCCAAAGGUGAAGUUGGUGAGAAGGGGGACUCAGGUCCAUCUGGUGCAGCUGGACCCCCCGGCAAGAAAGGUCCUCCUGGAGAGGACGGACCCAAAGGGAACAUGGGCCCCAUGGGGUUGCCUGGAGAUCUAGGGCCCCAGGGAGACCCUGGACCUCCAGGAACAGAUGGCUUUCCAGGGGUGAAGGGAGACCUUGGUGAUGUCGGGGCACCAGGGCCGCCUGGUGCUUCUGGGGAACCUGGUGCCCCCGGACCACCUGGCAAGAGGGGUCCCUCAGGCCGCACAGGUCAAGAAGGCAGAGAAGGGGACAAAGGUGCCAAGGGGGAGCCAGGUCCUGACGGGCCCCCAGGAAGCACAGGCCCUAUGGGGCCUCAAGGGCCCCCAGGACGAGCAGGACCAGAGGGCCUCCCAGGGAUCCCUGGCCCUGUGGGAGAACCAGGCCUUUUGGGACCCCCUGGGCUGAUGGGCCCCCCAGGCCCCCUGGGCCCCCCUGGCCUCCCAGGGCUGAAGGGAGAUGCUGGCCCAAAGGGGGAGAAGGGCCAUUUGGGACUGCAAGGCCUCAUAGGCCCCCCUGGCGAGGCUGGAGAGAAAGGGGACCAGGGACUUCCAGGCACACAGGGCCCCCGGGGCCCCCAGGGAGAUGCUGGGCCCCCCGGUUCUAUGGGCUCUUCCGGCUCCCCUGGGCCCCCCGGUGUAGCGGGCCCUGUGGGGCAGAAAGGCUCCAAAGGCUCCCCGGGAUCACUUGGUCCUCGCGGCGACACUGGACCCCCAGGGCCCCCUGGCCCCCCGGGUCCCCCAGGCGAGCUCCCAGGGCUGCAGGGCCACCGCCGCCGCCGUCGCAGUGCAGUACCAGAAGGCGGCCUGGAGGAGGUGCUGGCUUCGCUGGCGUCACUGAGCUCCGAACUGGAGCAGCUACAGCGCCCUCCGGGCACUGCCCGGCACCCAGGCCUCGUGUGCCACGAGCUGCACCGGCACCAUCCGCACCUGCCUGACGGCGAUUACUGGAUCGACCCAAACCAGGGCUGUGCCCGGGAUGCGUUCAGGGUUUUCUGCAACUUCACGGCAGGAGGACAGACCUGCCUGUAUCCAGACAAAAGGUUUGAGAUGGUGAAGCUGGCCUCCUGGUCCAAGGAGAAACCUGGAAGUUGGUACAGCACCUUCCGGCGGGGGAAGAAGUUCUUCUACGUGGACACCGACGGGGCCCCGGUGAACGUGGUCCAGCUGAGCUUCCUGAAACUGCUGAGCGCCACGGCCGAGCAGCGCUUCACCUUCUCCUGCCAGAACGCGGCCGCCUGGCUGGAUGCGGCCGCGGGUGACCAUGCCCGCUCGCUCCGCUUCCUGGGGACCAAUGGCGAGGAGGUGUCUUUCAACCAGACGGCAGCGGCCACCAUCGAGGUCCCCCACGACGGCUGCCGGCUCCGCAAGGGACAGGCGAAGACCAUCCUGCAGCUGCGCUCCUCCCGGCCGGGCUUCCUGCCCCUGCUGGACGUGGCGGCCGUGGACUUUGGCCAGGCAAACCAGAAGUUUGGCUUUGAACUGGGCCCUGUGUGCUUCAGCGGCUGAGCGCCUGGGGACAGGAGGAUGGCGCAGAAGCUCCUGCGCGGGCUCACACGCGAAGCCGUCGCCGCCGCCGCACUUACCAUCUCCGGGACUCCGCAGCCGGGCGGUGGGAACCUGCUGGUUGUGGUCGUGUGAUGUCCCUUGACCUCUCCGAGGGAUGGCGGGAGACAGACUCCCGCACCCUGGCCGGCCCCGAGGGCCUGGCUCUGGUGGCAUCGUCGUCUCCGUAGUCUGGUCCCUCCUGUCCCCCGCCCAGAGCCUGCAUACAAUGAACUUUUCAGUCCAAGCUGAAGGCUGCCCGCGCCACCACCCUCCACCCGAGCCCUUUGGUGCUACCUUGUCCCCCAUAGUUAAGCACUGGAUGUCUGCUGGAGACAAGUGGGGCCCUGCUCACCCCAUUCUCACGUGGGGCCUCAAUGAAGGGACCAAGUCAGACUCUGCUCCCCCAGCCCCCCACGCGCCCAGCCGGCUCCCAAGCUCGCCUUGCUGUGCCAGGUGUGGCGAAUCAGGAUCCUUAUGGUGCUGCCCUAUUUAUCCCCGGGUCUGUACGGAAGGGAAAAUCCCCUCUGUGGUGUAUUUAAUCUGUUUCCUCCCUAGGGAAAGCUGGGAUAAGAAGAGAAACUCCAGCACCCCCUUUCCACCCACUGCUUCCCAUUCACCAGGCCAUAGAGCAAAACUGGCUUCUCAAGUCUGAGAAUAAACCAAUGAACUGUG
This is a messenger RNA of Octodon degus (degu), 6076 nucleotides long. RefSeq names its product collagen type V alpha 3 chain (gene Col5a3). Gene Ontology annotation, molecular function: extracellular matrix structural constituent. The record is from RefSeq and is a predicted model, not a curated record. The transcript is spliced from 67 exons. NCBI's taxonomy places the organism in Eukaryota, Metazoa, Chordata, Mammalia, Rodentia, Octodontidae. The coding region runs from base 95 to 5365 and encodes 1756 amino acids.